CAGUCCGUGAUGGACGCGCACUUUGGACAGGUGCCGCUCACCGUUACGCACAGUAAGUAAAAGGUUAUUAGUCUACCCCCGGCACGGGUUCAUAUGGAGAAAACGACGUGUUUCCUUGAUCGGCUCCGGUUCUCAGGAUAUGGCAGGGUUAACCAGCUCGGCGGGGUCUUCAUUAACGGGCACCCGUUGCCCUCCGUGGUGAGACAGCGCAUCGUGGAGAUGGCGCAACGGGGCGUGCGUCCCAGUGAGAUCUCCCGCCGCCUGCGCGUCAGUCACGGCUGUGUCAGCAAGCUACUGACCAGGUACAAUGACACAGGGAGCAUCAGACCGGGGGUGAUUGGAGGCUCCAAACCCAAAGUGGCCACUCCCAGAGUUGUGCAGACGAUCCUUCAUCUGAAACACACAAAUCCCAACAUGUUCGCCUGGGAGAUCCGAGACAGGCUGCUGCUGGAGCAAGUGUGCAACAGUGAUGGUGUGCCUAGCAUCAGCUCCAUCAACAGGAUCAUCAGAAACAAAGCACAGUCUGAGUCUUUUGGAGCCGUAUCAUCAGCAUCAUCUGUUGCCAUGGGAAACGCCUAUUCCAUUAAUGGGCUGAUCAGAAAAUGCGGCAAACAUGGGGAAGGGGGCGACGUCUCCCGCUGCGUCUGCCGCAACCAGCCGUGCUCCUGUGAUGAAGCCCGUGGACGGUCCAACCACGGCCUCGCCUGCAUCUCCAGCCUGACCUUCUACCCUGGUCUGCCAGCUAAUCAUCAUCCAGACCUCUCAGGGCGUCUGUGUCAUUACAGCUGAACAGUGCUGCGGAAGAUUGAUUAUUCCAACAUGCCUGACGUCGGCUUAGGAGCACAAAUCACCAAACAUGUUGAAAUAAAAC
This is a messenger RNA of Gasterosteus aculeatus aculeatus (three-spined stickleback), 871 nucleotides long. RefSeq names its product paired box protein Pax-1-like. Gene Ontology annotation, molecular function: RNA polymerase II cis-regulatory region sequence-specific DNA binding; DNA-binding transcription factor activity, RNA polymerase II-specific. Gene Ontology annotation, biological process: regulation of transcription by RNA polymerase II; anatomical structure development. NCBI's taxonomy places the organism in Eukaryota, Metazoa, Chordata, Actinopteri, Perciformes, Gasterosteidae. The record is from RefSeq and is a predicted model, not a curated record.